This is a messenger RNA of Alosa alosa (allis shad), 2012 nucleotides long. RefSeq names its product calcium binding and coiled-coil domain 1b (gene calcoco1b). Bases 27 to 1982 code for a protein of 651 amino acids. The record is from RefSeq and is a predicted model, not a curated record. NCBI's taxonomy places the organism in Eukaryota, Metazoa, Chordata, Actinopteri, Clupeiformes, Clupeidae. The transcript has 14 exons.
UGUGCGUUUUGUUAUUGUUGUUGGUAAUGAAACAGCUGCACGAGCUGACCAGAUCACCAUUACUUUUCAAGUGCAUCUCGGACGAAGAGGUAGAGCUACUUCUGAUCAAGUUUUUCAAGUUUUAUAUUAACGACAAGCUGUUCUUUACAGGUCCCAUCAUGGACAACAUUCGGAAAGUGCACUUCCGGAAUGUGGGAAAGAGUUACUUCCCUCAGACUAGAGUGGAAUGUCACUACAAGCUAACCAGCGAUCACACAUGGGACAGCCAUGACUGGAUUGGCCUUUUCAAGAUGGGCUGGUCUACGGUGAAGGAGUACUACACUUAUAUGUGGGCCCUGGUGCCAGAAGGCUACAUUGAGAGACGUGAUACUGACUGCUGCGUCCAAUUCCAGACCUCCUACCUGCCCAAACCUGGCACAGACCUGUACCAGUUUGUGUAUGUGGACGCCAGGGGUGAGGUGUGUGGCGUCAGCCCACCCUUCCUGUUCUCCACCCCUGGAGCCUUGGAUGAGCUGGUGACCCUGGAGCACGAGAGAAGCGGGGAGGAGGGCGCCGGGGAGGAUCUACUGAUGGUGGUGCCCAAAGCCCAGAUCCUGCAGGGCAACCUGGAGGAAUGCCAGAGGGAGCUGAAGGAACUGAAGCUCACCAUGGAGGAUAACGACAAGGAGAAGGAGCGGGAGAGGGAGAGGUGUGAAAAAGACAAACAAGAGCUGAUGCGAGAGAGGGAUGACUUGAAGGUAGAGAUCAGCGAACUCAUGGAGGGCCUGAAACACCAGCGGGAAGAAAUGGAGCAGAUUGAGCUCAAACACAAGGACGUACAGAGCUCACAGCAGAACAUGUCAACCGAGCUGCUAGACUUGCUGAAGGAGCGCACAGAGCAGCAGCAGCAAAUCAGGGAGCUGGCCGACGAUAACAGUGUACUGACACAGCAGAAGAAGCAGACCGAGGCUGAGCUGGAGAGGUCCAAGGAAAGAGUGAAAAAGUUGACGCUGCAGAGGAAGGAUGAGGAGGAGGAGAAGAAGACACUGAAGGCCGAGAACCAGGCUGUUCAGAGCGAGAUCCGACAGCUGCGGGAGCGUCUGGAAGCCAGCGAGCGCUCGACCGAUGUGCUGCGGCGCGAGCUGAGCGAGCUGGGAAGCCUGCAGGGCCAUAGCCACGCCGAGCUGCACCAGACACGCAUGCAGCUGGCACAGGCCAACCUGCAGCUCUCCCAGGCCAACCUGGCCCUGCGCGAGGGGGAGUCCACCUGGGCCCAGGAGAAGGAGCAGCUCAGGCAGAGUGCAGAGCUGGAUCAAGAGCGCAUUCAGAAGCUGUCUCAUGAGCUGCAGCGCAAGGAGGAGUGGCUUCAGGAGGAGAGGGCUGAGCGCGACAAACUGGAGGCAGAGCUCGGAGGCGAAAACUAUUCCAACCAGGCUCAGCUGAGUGAUGCACGUAAGGAGGUGCAGCAGCUCAAGGCCAGUUUGAAAGAAGCGCAGAAGGAGAGGGAGCAGCAGCUGCUGGAGAAAGAGGUUCUGCUGGAGCAGAUCAGGGACCUUGAGAAGAGGCUGGACCUCGAGGUUGAGACAAAGUGGUUUGAGGCUGCUUCAGUCGCUGCAGCCCAAGAAUACAUCACAGACAUCCCACCCUGUGAGGCGGAAGAGGAAGAAGAGGAGGAGGAAGUGUAUGAAACCCCUGAGGCCCCCCAGGCGGAGGCCGACACCUGUAAGGACGUAGACCAGACAGAGCCUCCAGUCCUGGCCGAGCCUGAGGACAAACCCUGCAGGGUGGUGGAGAUCAGCCAGCUGGUCCCUGCCCACGAGGCCCUAGAGGAGGACAGCGAGAGCUGGGAGGACUCAGCAAUUCCAUAUAUCCCAUACGGUGAGGCGGAGUACUGUCCUGAGGAGAAAUGUGCUGAGGAGGAAUGUGCUGAGGAGAAAUGUGCGGAGUUCAAAUUCCCCACAGACCCCAUCCUGAGCUAUCUCUCAGAAUAUCCCCAGUGGUAGGAGCGUCUUGUCUCAAAGACAUGCCACGGG